GGGAAUUUUGAAUUUACAUUUUCUCCAUGUUAUGGUUGCUUUUAUGGACGUUGCAGCUGUCCUUGGUUCAAAAUGUGAAAGAUUGUCCGGAUGGCUAUUUUGGUGUUAACUGUGAGAGGGAAUGUAGACAUCCUAAUUAUGGGGCAGGCUGCCAGGAAUUUUGUGGCUGCAUGGAGGAAAUGUGUAACCAUAUGUCCGGAUGUCAGGAAACGGCCGUGGAAACGACUAUCAUGCAGAGCACCCUGUCUCUGUUCAAUAACACAGAUAUGCCAAAAAAUGAAAGCAAAAUAGUUUAUAUUUUCUCUGAUUUGGUGGAUAUAUUUCAAAAAGACACCAAAAAUAAGCCUUCCAUGUGGACUUUAUUAGAUAGAAGACAUAAAUCGAUGCUUAUCGGCAUAAUAGUCUGUUCAUCGUUAUUAUUGAUUAUCCUGACGGGGAUUGUAAGAAAGCAAAUUCCUAAAUAUUUAGAUCUGUACUUAAUUAAACCUGACGAAUUCCGAAGAGCAGCCAGAAUCGAUUCAACAGACACCUCUUAUGUGUAAAUACAUGCUCAUCUAAAAAAAAUUGAAUUUCUG
This is a messenger RNA of Saccostrea echinata, 575 nucleotides long. RefSeq lists its product as uncharacterized. The transcript is spliced from 4 exons. NCBI's taxonomy places the organism in Eukaryota, Metazoa, Mollusca, Bivalvia, Ostreida, Ostreidae. The record is from RefSeq and is a predicted model, not a curated record. Bases 27 to 542 code for a protein of 171 amino acids.